This is a messenger RNA of Brugia malayi, 1098 nucleotides long. RefSeq lists its product as uncharacterized. The transcript is spliced from 6 exons. Gene Ontology annotation, molecular function: DNA binding; RNA polymerase II general transcription initiation factor activity. Bases 1 to 1098 code for a protein of 365 amino acids. The record is from RefSeq and is a predicted model, not a curated record. Gene Ontology annotation, biological process: DNA-templated transcription initiation. NCBI's taxonomy places the organism in Eukaryota, Metazoa, Nematoda, Chromadorea, Rhabditida, Onchocercidae.
AUGGAUCAUUUUGGAAGUCCAUCGCAGUCCGCAUCGGUGAUAACAUCGCUUGGUAGUCAAACACCAAGCACUCAUGUUGGUCCAGCAUCAAUACUCACUGGAUCAGGGCCUAGUUCUAUCUUAGGCUCUUCCAAUAUUAUGAGUGGUCCAUCGGUAACGCUCGGACCAGGAUCAGUAGUGAUAGGAGGUGGUUCAACAGCUAAUCUCAGUAAUGUUGGCUGUUCCGGACCUAGUUCAGUGCUUGCAAAUAUUGGAUCAGUACUGAAUAGCCAAGGUGGUCCAGGAUCAUUGCUGAGCUACAGCGGUGAACGAGGUGGACCUUCGAGUGUUAUAAAUGUUGGUGGAAAUCCUGGAUCAGUUUUUCAGGACAUGAAUCCGGCUUCGGUAGGUCCUGGAAAUCUUGCAGUACCGAUGACGCCCCUUGCUGGUGAUCAUUUUCAACCAGCAUCAAAUAUUCCUAUGGUUUCAACAAAUCCACCACAAACACCUGGAUCACAGUUAAUUGAUAUCCCAUCGCCAGCGCUUCAAAAUAUAGUGUCUACUGUUAACUUAGGUGAGAGUCUAAAGUUAGGAAAGAUUUCCAAGUUUUCGAAAAUUUCGAUUACAGGUGUGCCUCUGGAUUUGAAAAAAAUAGCAUUGCACGCUAGAAAUGCGGAAUAUAAUCCAAAACGUUUUGCUGCUGUUAUAAUGCGUAUUCGUGAACCUCGCACAACUGCUCUUAUAUUUUCAUCAGGAAAAAUGGUUUGUACAGGAGCAAAAUCUGAGGAAUCAAGCAGACUUGCCGCACGCAAAUAUGCCAGGAUAGUACAAAAGCUUGGUUUCAACGCAAAAUUUACUGAAUUCAAAGUUCAGAAUAUGGUUGGUUCAUGUGAUGUGCGUUUUCCUAUACAGCUAGAAGGCCUAUGUUUAACACACACUCAAUUCUCUACAUAUGAGCCAGAGCUCUUUCCCGGAUUAAUUUAUCGGAUGGUGAAACCACGAGUAGUAUUGCUUAUUUUUGUUAGUGGAAAGGUUGUUAUAACGGGCGCUAAGUAUAAAAAAGAUAUCGACGAUGCAUUCAAUCAAAUUUAUCCGAUCUUAAAGGGCUUCAAGAAAUAG